Messenger RNA from Calliphora vicina (urban bluebottle blowfly), 1384 nucleotides. RefSeq names its product Poly(ADP-ribose) polymerase 16 (gene Parp16). The transcript has a single exon. The record is from RefSeq and is a predicted model, not a curated record. Lineage: Eukaryota; Metazoa; Arthropoda; Insecta; Diptera; Calliphoridae. Bases 98 to 1309 code for a protein of 403 amino acids. Gene Ontology annotation, molecular function: kinase binding; protein serine/threonine kinase activator activity. Gene Ontology annotation, biological process: endoplasmic reticulum unfolded protein response. Gene Ontology annotation, cellular component: membrane; endoplasmic reticulum tubular network; nuclear envelope.
UACAUAUUUAUAGUUUUAUUUAAUUCAGAAAUUAUAUUUUGUUUAUCUAAUUUACAUAUAUUUUGGAAAAUAGGAAACCUAAAUCACGCCAUAAAAUAUGACAACAAUACAGCAAACUACAGAAAGAACCUCAAGUCCAAGGAGCAAAAGAAAUAGCUGUGGUAAGAUUAAGCAGAAACCGCAACAAGAAGAGAUCAUCAGUGAGAUAUCAACAACUGAAAUUCAACUUCCAGAAGUUGAUGUUGCCAAUGAACAAUCGCUGGAAUGCUAUGAGCCCGCGUCUCAGCAACAGUUGGAAGACUGUGCAGCAUAUCUUAAUAAAAUACAAGCUUUGCAGUAUGCUUUGGAAACCGACCUAUUGGCCUGUGAUGCCAAAUGGACUCUAUUUGUAUCAGCAGCUCUUAGUUAUCGUUACGACUUAGUGCUUAGACCAUUUCCACCACAAUUUGCUGACGAACAGUCUGGUUACAAUAUCGAUACCUUAAUAUCCGUCAUUAAUGAUACACCUAAAUUAACAGUAAUUUUACAAAACCUAAUGGAGCAAAAUUAUACUGAAUUUGGCAGAGAGAUAAUAGAUUUGUUGUACUGGGUACUAAUAGAAAAGCGUGAACCAGCACUGCGUCUAGUGGAAGGAGAAGAAUUGUAUUCACUGCUAACUUCCAUAGAUGAGAAAGCGAUGAAGAUCAAACCAACACAUGUCUUUGAAGUCAACGCUUUAACAGGAUUUCACUCGCAGGUGGCAUUUCGUAACAGAACAUCAGACUUACCCCUUAAAAUGGCUUUUAUGGGCAACAAGUUGGACAACUACUUUUCAAUAUUACAAAAUGGUUUUAUUCAUUACACAGAAAAUAAAAACGAUUUAGAACUUACUACCGAUCUGCAGACAAGUUUACAACACAGUCCCAAUUGUGCUGCCUGGGGCGCAUCGCAAUGUGGUUCCAUUAUUGCGUGUACAGCUCUUUGUGAAUUUGCCCUCGAUACCAAUGAAGACAAAAUUGUGGGCAAUAAAAAUGACAAAACCUGUGUCAAUAUACAAUUGCGAAAUCUACAAAAUAUACGUGUUCGUUAUCUGAUUUUCUAUGGCAAACGGUUUCCUAGGAGACUAUUACCAAAGCGACGAUUCUUCUCCUGGAUUUAUCAUCACAAAUAUUCGUUGUCGUUGCUGUCAUAUAUGUUGUUCUUAGUAUCAAUUGGUUUUGCUAAUAGUGGCAGUGGUGAGACGUUUAAGCUGUAUUUUUGUACGAAAAUUGAUUAUAUUUUGGACUUUUGUAGAAGAAUAAUAGCAAGAGAACGGAUUCAAUGGGCCUGAGAAAAAAUAUUGCUAGUUUUUUAGAUGGCUUUUCUAAAAUUACCGAAGAUGUUUAAUAAAAGAAUAAAUUUAGAA